AUGAAGGCUAUACGAAGUAUGGGAGGGUUCUCUGGCGAACGCAGCCAUCUCCUUUUCAGACUGUGCGAAAAUAGCGAUUUCGAAAGAGGUUUGAUGAUUUGAAUAUGAAUAGUUGUUACAAAAAAGACCUUUUUUCAGUGAAGUCUCUUUGUGAGAGCGGGACGAGUGUUCGCCAACGCAAUGCUAAUGGAAAGACGUGUCUGAUGAUUCCUGACUUUUUCACGUCUUGGAACUCGGAACGUUCGGUUUCUUUUCCUCGACUUGUUCGUCCUAAUACAGUUUUUCAGCUCCCGAUUUUCAAGUAUCUCAUCCAGAAAGGCUUGUCAGUUGAAGAAAAAACUGUGACUGGUUAGUUGAAACUUUUUUUUUGAACUGAUGAAAGUACUCACAGUGUAGUGCACGUAAUUGAAGGAAUUUUCCAAAAAAAUUAGUUAUAAAAAAAAAUAACGCAUAGGGUGGAAAAAGGCCCCAUAGAAAGGUUCCUUUAAGGGUGACAAAAGUUCUUUUUUCUGCCUUUUUGCGCCAUUUCAUCGGCGCUUUUGCAUCAUUUUCACUGUCUCCCCCUUUUUUUUUACCAUUUCUUGGGCCUUUAAAAUCCCAGAAAGAUUGGAAAGCUCGAUGAAGGGUGUAUUUUUGCUGCCUUUUUUGAGCAUUUCCCUCUCAGGAGCCUUUUUCCACCAUUUCUUCACCAUUUUCCCACCCUUUUUGCUGCCCCUUUCUUUCUUCACCUUUUCUCUGGCCUUCUAGAUUUCACUCAAAGAAGAAAAGGUUGCAAAAAUGGCCCUUUUUUUUUUUGCCAUUUCGGACUUUUCCUGAGUUGGCAAAAUGGGGGACCCUCGUUGCCAUUUUCUAACCAUAAAAGUUUCUUGAUUUUUAUCCAUCGUUUAAGUUUUGCUACAAAAUUUUCAAUAAGAUUUUGAAAUUCUCGAACUUGUUAAUUUUUCAGGACACACUGCGCUUCAUUUCGCCGUGGAAAAUCGCAACGUGCAUUUGGUGAAGCUUCUCACCGCGGAAGGCGCCCGAAACUGUCCUGAUGAGAAUGGAGAAACUCCGUUAAUGAAAGCUGCUUUGCUUUCCUCGGACUACGGCUCUGUAAGAAAACUAAAGCCUUAUCUGAACUAAACUUAUUUCUAAUUCAAGAUUCUCCAAACGGAAUCCGCUCCGGAGAUUUUCAACCACUUGAUGAAUUACGUUAGAGACGAGAAGGAGAAAAAUGAAGCCAAACUGAUCCGGGCUGCCGUAACUUAUCUGGAAAUGCCUGAUGUGAUGAGUCUGGAUGGCUUCAAGUCGGAAUUGACAGCGGCAAAUAAGUCGAAACAGGUUUUUUUUUUUUAACUUUAUAAAAAUAAUUUUUUGCCCUUACAGAAAAUUUCCGCUAAGAAGAGAGUAAAAACAAAUCCUGCGUAUGAUUCUCUCCGAGAAGCUCACUCUCUGAAGGAUUUCGAGACGGCCAAAAAUUUGAAGAGAUUUGCCACCAUGCAAGUAUGAAAUAAAGAUAAUUUUUCGCGUAUUUUGAAAUUCGGGUUUUGAGGUAUUAUGUCUUCUUGUGGACCUUUUGUCCAUUUUCGAAUAUCGAAAUUCUACAAAAAGCCUGUAUUUUUUUAUUAAAAACCCCGCAGUGAACCCCGAAUUAGGUGGACUUCUCGUGAAUGUUUUUGCCCCCCCCCCCUCUCCAAAAAAAAGAAUGUUUUUUUGGGUCAAUUGGUCGUAAGAAAAAAUUUUUUUUUCGAGUCACUGUUAUAAAACUUAGCAUUGAACUAUGGAUAAUUUCACUAUUUAGAAACUUAAGUACUCCGGAGUGGUUCCUUUAUGGGCAACCUUAAGGACCCUUGAAGAAUCUCCUCUAGGGACCACGUACCGAUCCCUACAGGGUAAUUAAGGUUUGCAAAAGUGGUCCCUAUAGGGGACAUGCUUAUAGAUAAUUUUAUGAACUCUAUGUGGAGAAGCAUUUUUAUGCGAAUAAAAAAUAAGAGUUUUUUGAAUAAAAUUGAAAAACCCCUUCAGGGACCACUUAAGCUUUAAGCGAUAAGGGGGCAGUCCCUGAACCCCUAUAGGGAUCGCCUUGAUUAUACCCCUAAAGGGAUCACUUUUUUGGCUCCCAUAGGGGCUCUUCUCCCCCCUCACCCUUAUAGGGAUCACUCUUAAAUUUCUAAGUAUAAACCGUUUCGAAAUUGCGUAUGGGAUAAGUGCCUUAACAGGCGCUUAAAGCAAAACAUGGUGCGUCCCUUGUUACACUGCGGGGUGCCCCAUCACUUUUAUCAUAAAGUAACGCGGCAUCCGCUGCUCAGCAAAGAUGGCGUGCGGUGUAUUCUGCUUUUUUUGCACUCUGAUGAGUAAUCCGGGUCUGCACCGUGCUAUCUCGAUGAUUUUUUGAUCCUUUACAGGUGCAUAAGUGCUUCGAAACAGUGCUUUGAGCGUGCGGCGCCAGAGCUGCGCCAAAAAAAAAAUCGAAAGUUCCGCACCCGGGUGCAAAAAAAGCAGAAUGCACCGUGCACCAUUCUGGCUGAGUAGGAAGGCGAACCCUAGGCUCCGCCCCUAUAGAUUUGCUCUAUGCAGAACCAUGGCUUCACAUUAAUUUUGUCCCAACUUGGUAUUUUGAAGUAAAUUGGUUUUAUGAAAAAAAGCGAAUUUUCAAACGGCGGCUUUUCCGAUUUUUUCAUAUUCCGUCGGAGAAGUUUCCGCUUUUAACCACAUAUUUUUUAUAGAGAAUCUCACAACUUCGUAUCGAAAGUUUGACUUACCAUUUAAAAUUCUCCAAGAAGACAUUAAUAUCUCAAGCUGGAUAUCUAGCUAACCGAAUUUUUUCAAACGUCCCUCUCUUUGCUCCUACUUUUUUUUUUCCAGUGCUUCAUCGUCUUGGAAAGAAUCCUCAAUGAGCGGAGUCCAGGGCUCCGUAAUACACUGCUGCGAUACGUGGAACUCUCAAAUAUUACCGUUUUCUCUGGGUUCGGGUUUGAAAUAUAUACUGUUGGUUUAAGUUUCUGGAAAAGCAGCAAAAAAUUUUUUUCGAGAAUUUGAUGACAUGACCUUGAUCCUAGUACGAGAAAAAAGUUUUAGCUUUUCUUGGCACAUUUUACGGAUUUUUCCUUCUCUUUGUGCUCAUUCAUCAAAGGUUCAUGUUUUCAGCACUUGAAAAAAAAUAAUUGAAUAAAAAGCAAUUAUUGUAAUAACCUGAUAUUCCAUCGUUAACUGUGAAGGUUUUGAAAGAGACUCACUACAACAGAUGUUUUAUACGAGAAAUUUGUCAAGAAAGUUCGUUAUUUGAUGGUAAAAAACUUUUUUUUUUGUUUAUCUGAUGAUGAAAAGUCCGUUUAUUUGAUGGUGAAAAUUAGAAAAUUAGCCGAUUUCCUGCUUUUUUUUUAUGUCGCUAGAGAAUUUUUUGACAACUUUUCGAAUUGUGACGGACGGAGAAUGAGCCUAGAAAUUUUAAAAUAUCUUUGUUCUAUUAAAAAAAAUUUUUUCAUAUUCAGAUAUGCUGCGCUCAUUCGCCACACGAUUUCUCUGUAUCAGAGGUGAUAUUUUCCGAUUUCCGUAACUAUUUGUAUUUGUUAAGAUACGGUGACCCGCUGUCGGACUCGUUGUUUGCAAUGAUUGAAAAAGUCUACCAAUGGGUUACCGGCUGGGAAUUCCAUUGUCCGGCGGUCGACGAAAAAGAUCCGCCGCCUCAAGUCGUCGAAAUGGCCGAAUACUUGUUUGAUCAGAUUUGCUGUGCCUUGGAGGAGGUUACUUUUAUCUCUGGAAUGAAAUACGCUCAUUUUCGGGUUUUAGGCUCAAAAAGAGGGAUUCACGAGCUGCUCGAGAAACUCGGAGUGUAUCCGAUUCGUUUUGCUCGCCGUGAAUCUAUUCCUGAAGGUUCUUGUUCAAUAACGUUUAACAUGUACAGAAGCGAGUAGAGUUAGAGGGAAGGCGGGCACGCCCCGGGUGUCUCUUCUCGUUUUUUGUUCAUUUUUGUGCCCGCAGGUAGAGAAAGCGGAGCUGUAGAGGAAGUUUAUUGUAUUGGUGCGCCAGAACUAAAAAUAAUAAACAAAGGUGUUUAAAUAGGCUAAGAGGGAGGAAUCCCGAAGACUUUGGAAUGUUUCAGAAAAAAGGUGAAGUUAUAUAAGGUAGAGACAUACAUGGACAAAGUCUGAAAGGCUGGAAAGUUGCUUCAUAAAAAUGAUCCUAGGGUGACAAAGAAUCCUUUUUUGCUACCUUUUUUUCCCUCUUUCCACCAUUUCUUGAGCCUUCAAAAUACCAGAAAAAAUGGAAGGCUUGAUAAAGGGAUCCUUUUUGCUGCCUCUUUGCUGCUUGUUUGCGGCCUUUUUUGAGCCUUUCUCUUUUAGCGGCCAUUAUCCACCUGCCCGAGGAGUAUGCGGAAAACUUCUAUAGGCUUGAAAAUCUUUCCCCGGAGGUUCUGAAACAUUCUGGAACGAUUUGGAGCCUUCUAGAAAGUUAUUGAUUUUUCUAGAAGGGUAGUGUGAUCCCUAUGACGUAAUACAGCCGUGAAAGUCGGAAAGGAUAAAAUAUUCUAUAACAAGCCUAAAAUUAGUGUUAUUCUCCAACAUUAUAGAAUCUAAUAAAUUGAAAGCUUUUUAUUUUUUGGAAAAUUUUCUCAUCGAUGCUUGGGUUUGAACCACAUUUGACGCAUAGAACUUAAUUUUACACUCAACAUGGUUUAAAAGUUCUUGAGAAAGGUUUAAGAAAUGAUCAAGGAUACCAAUAAAUAUCAUAAAAAUAAAAACAUUUAAGUUUGGUAUUUCCACUCGAAAAGCGAAAAUAAGACCCAGAAACGUUCCCCGCCACCUUUUAUAGCUGAUUCACGGCUGGCUUGAGUCAUCAGAAAGGGCCCUGACACGAUAAUGAGAGAGAUAGUGCUUGUUUGGUAGAGAGCGCAGACACGCCACGCCCCCUCAGGGCCCCAAGUUAGCCGUGGAUCAGCUAUAUUUUUUCGGUGGCCGACUCGAUCGAAAUAAACUGUAUAUUUUUUCAGGUUGACCAUUUUGGUAUAAAAAUAACCGACAAUGAUGGUUUGAAACGCCUGGGUUUCGACGUGCGUUUCUCGUGUUUCGUGACCUCUAUCAGAUAAUUUAUAUAUUCAGGAAACCCGUUUCGCAAAAGUCGUCACACUUCUUCAUGUCCCAUUGUUUCAUUUGAAUCCAAUCUUUGAGUAAUUUCUUAUUCUAACAAACAAAUCUUUUGGGUCUUUCAGUUAUCCCUAUCUGAUCCCCUUUUUCGUCCGCGCAGGCGCAAACAUCAAUGAGAAGGAGGAAAACGGCAACACGGCUCUUUCGGAACACUUUUUCAAAUCCCAAAACAGUUUCCGCAGUACUUUUUUGAAAAUGAAGUUGGUGAAAAUCCACUGAUCUCACUCAUUACAAUUAUUUUGGACGGUGGAUAAUUGUCGAGGUGUUGCUGAAAUGUGGCGCGCGAGUUUUUGUCUGCGAUGAUGAAGGGCGUCAGUUUCAUCGGGACCUUCAGAGAGAGCUGAAAAUCAAACAGCUGGACAUUUUUGGUAAGUUACUUAUCGCGCUCUAGCGAAACGAUGGUAAGAACUCGGACAUUGGUAACGCGAAACGGGCGUUUCGCGCUAUAAACCUAUAAAUGCUAGAAAUGGACAUGCGAUUCUAGGGAUCACUUAAGAGUGCUGAGGCUACUAAAGUGGUCACUAAAAAUGCCCCGACACGUCCGGUUCAUGUCCCGUUCGCGUUACCAAGGUCCGAGAAUUAAGGUUGACUCAGAGCCCCGUAGUGCAAACCGGAACCUUUCUGAGCAUUUCUAGUGAUUACUGAAAUGUUCUCUCGCCCCUAAAGCGAUCACUAGGAUUUCUAAAACGGUCCGACGACGAAAAAUAACUUUUCUUCCUUUAAUGAAUCAUCGCUGAUUAACGGUUGGCUUGAGCCAUCGAAGAAAAGGGUCCUGACACGAUAUGAAGUAGAGAGCGCAGACAGGCCACGUCUUUUGCUUCAUAAAAAAAGCCGUGAAUAAGCUAUGAUCGUUUUAAAUGUCCUUGUAUAGCCGGGGUGCCACGACUUGAAAUUUCACCGAACGACAUUCCGCUGUUCCGCGGCGUGCGUUCGCGAAGCGUCUUUCGAAUCUAGGUCACGCUUUCAAUUGGUUGUUAUUGCUGUGGGAGCUCAUGAAAGUAGAGUACCUUAUGAAAGAAAAAAAAAAUUGAAGCGCGACCAAGGUUCGCAAAGGCGCGCAGCGGCACAGCGGAAUGUCGUUCCGUGAAAUUUCAAGUCGUGGUACACAGGCUAUACCAAAUCUAUAAUUUGAUCAAGGGCAAACAUCGGAUAAGUCGCGAUCAUAAAUUUCACUGAUCUUUUAUUCUUACCAUCACCCAACCACUUCAUUAUGAGCCGAUCUUCAGGCAAACUCGUCCGAUUGAAGGACAUUUGUGCGGGAGUCGUCGAGAAAAACUACUCGCCAGAAUACCUGGCAGAGGUCCUGACCCAAAAUUUGCAAGAAUACCUCAGUAUCCACAACGACAACUACAGUGACUAUCGUUCUCCCUCGUCGAGCUCCGAAUUUUCAAGUCUAACCUUUCUUCUCUAA
Molecule: messenger RNA, 6534 nt
Organism: Caenorhabditis auriculariae
Lineage: Eukaryota; Metazoa; Nematoda; Chromadorea; Rhabditida; Rhabditidae
Source: the annotation of a GenBank genome assembly